AUUAUUUGGAAGAUUGAUGCAUCUGGUGAAACUGGGCAGGUUGUGACCCAGGUGGAUUUGUCUAUAGAUUCUCUUGGAUCUACCCAGGAACAUAUCCCAGAACCAACCCAGGGACCUACACCAGAACCAGCACAGGGACCUUCAUUUCCAGACCAAACACACCAGCAGCGCUCUUCACAAGGGAAUGUCAUACCACUGACCAAGAAGUGGAAGAAGACAAUUCCGGCUGUGGAUCAAGGCUGGAUAUCGAAGACCUUCUUCCACUAUGCAACCAGAGGUCCACAGUUCGACUUCAGCAGAGUUACAAAGCUGUGGUAUGAUCCUCCUCAACCUAGCAUAUCCAGAGGUGUACUGAACAAACAGGAGUGCUUCUUUGGUCAUCGGCUGUUUCUUUGGAUGCCACGUCACCUGUUUCAGUACCAUUUCAUCUGUCCCCACUCUGGUUGUCAAGGUACCUUAGUGAACAACGGAGUUCACCAGAAGACACGCAUGGUUCUCGACAUCCACGACUAUUACAUUAUAGCAGGAGAAGACUAUGAAUGCAACAAAUGCAAAAGAAGGGUUAUUAGUUGGAGUCAGAGUGUUUUAGAUCAACUUGACUUGACAGAACGCAGCAAGUUUCCCUGUAUUCUGACAGAUAGGUAUGCCUGCGAUCUGAAGGUUGUCAGGAUGAUGCGACAGAGAACACUAGGAAACAGCAGCAGCUUAGUCUGCAAACAGAUUGCUGAGAAUCAUGGGGAGAGCUACUUAGAUAAGUGUCGGCAGUAUGCCACCAAAUUUAUGGCCUUUAAGAAAUCUGCAGCCAAGGGCUUGGUAACCAUCCCAGCAUUCGUAGAGCCACCACCAGUUAUGGAAAUUCCAAGACACCGCUGGUUCAUGAAAGUGUACCAGCUGGACGUCAUUUCAAGACUGGACUACGAGCUGGCAGAGUUGACAUCGGUUACUGGUGACAUUCUUAAGAUAGACUCUACCAAGAAAAUUACAAACAAGCUCGCAGGAUCAAGUAGAGGCACAGCAAUGUGGGCCACAAACAUGGGUAAUGAGCAUGGUCAGGUGCUCAUGUCUGUGCUUACAGAAGGUGAGGGUGAAGGAUUGAAGAAAAUGCUGGAUGGCAUUGUGUCCAGAUACAGAAAUGCUGGCGUCCCCCCACCAAAAGUGCUGUACACUGACAGAGAUUGCUGUGGCCGGCAGUGUGUAAAAAAGUUCUUUGAUGCCUGGCCAUUCCUUCAUGUCAAACUUGACUCCUGGCACUUCAUGCGGCGGUUUCCAAAUGGAUGCACAACAGACAAACACCAACUCUAUGGCCCCUUCAUGGCGAGGCUAAGUCGUUGCAUCUUCAAGAUUGAUGAAGAUGACUAUGCCCGUCUGAUUAGGGCCAAGAGAGAAGAACUCAUUCUUCAGGGUGUUCCACAUCCGUCAGAAAAUGAUGUAAUCCGACGGAUCUCCCCGGAUGAAGUGGGCCGCCACUGCAAGCGUGCAACCAGGGGCACCAAAGAAACAACAACACUAAUUACUGAGUUGAUAGCUUCAUUGGAUGGAGAAAGAGGACUGGACACCUGUGGCGUACCACUUAUUGAUUCUGUCAAGAUGUCAGACAUCUGGUCCAAGCAGAGUCAACAUGUUGCCUGUCUUCAGGACCCGCCAGGUGUCAGUCUCUACGUACAGGUGUCCACCUUGAAGAAAGGAGGAAUAGAGCUGCCAGUCUACAAGUGUGCCAGAGGAUCUACAUCACUCGAAAAUUUUCAUCUACACAUGGCCAGGUUCAUUCCAGGAACGCUUGCGAAAGACACAAACUUUCAAGUCUACCUCCUGGAUGGUAUCUUUAGGUGGAAUGCAGAUAGGGCUGCAGAGGCUGUCAGUAGUCAUAACCAAGCAGCUGUCUUGCCAAGGACAUACAGUGGCCCCUUGAAGAACCAGACCAAUAUCCUCUGGCAGGAACUUUGUGGGAAGCCAUUCUUCCCAAAUUUCAAGCCACCUGGGAACUAUACAGGUGAGCUGGUCGGUGUCCAGUACCUGUAUAAUCAGACUGGCCAGGAAUUCCCGGCUUUAGCCCAGACCAUACAACAGCUGGAGGAUGAUGAGGACAUGAGUCAGCCAGAGGCAGACAAUCAAGAGGAUGAAGGGUUCGUUGAAAUGCCUCAGAUAACCCCCCCAGAAGCAAUGGGUGAGCUACCUGAGGAAACUGCCCCAACGCCUCCCUCAGAAACUGCCCCACAGCCCAUCCUCCACAUCCCUAGUGAAGCUGAAUACCGGCAAAUGGCAAUGGACACUGUUGAAGGUUUGGAACCACCUGUGGACCCUACCACUCUAGCCUCCAAUGUUCAUGUGGCUCCCUCCUUGGAAGAUUCAACCCCUGGAGAUCAGAGCAGUGAUGUCCUUGGACCAGACAAUGUUCCAGGCUAUGAUAAAGUGCUGAACCUUGCCAAGUUUCUUGUUGAGCUGCGGGAUGAGAGAGCUCUCCGUGAGGACAAGGUUCAGCAGCUGAUCAACCUGUGGGAACAGUUGUCUGACUUUGACAAGAAAAGGACAAACUUUCCAAGGAGGUACACAAAGAAGCCGUGGUCUGGGAAGUUUGGCGGAAGAGGGAAAAAUGUGGCUCCAGGGGUUGAGAGCAUCACAAAAGUUCUCCUAGGACCAAAUCAGAGUCCAGCCCAGUGGCCCAACUGCAACAGGUAUACAGAGGCUACCUGUGAGCUGUUGCUUAGGAUUUUUCCGGGAGACCAGAAACGUGAGGGGCGUAUUUGGACCAGAUGGCGUCUUGUCCUCAGGGCUUUUCACAACAUCAGACAGGUUGUUGUGAAAUCCCAAAAGGCCAUGCAGAUGACAGAUAUACAAUUACCUUUGUUAAAUAAAAAGACUCUGCAGCAAUGGUACAACAAGGAGGACAAGGAGCAGGAGCAAAAAGUCCUCUUGCAGGGCAUAAACAUGCCAAAGCCCCCAGUAACAGCAAGUGGCUUGCCAGAGGCCCGCCAGAAACCAGCAGUACUCCCUUCAAGUGAGGCACCAAGGUUUACUUUUAAAAACCCCUCCUGUACUGCUGGCCUGGCACGCAAGAGGACCAACAGUAAAAGAAAAACUCCUGUUCCAGAGCCAUCUGACUCCAAGAAACCAGCACUGCAAACAAUAUUGCCAGCAACGCCUACAGUUAUAAGAUAUCCUGUCAUAAUGGAGCAGCAACAGUUGAUCGUACUUAAUCCUGGACAUCAUAACUUACCAUCAUUUUCAACUUCAACACCUCCAACAACAACAACAACAACAAUACCUUCAAAAACAUCAAGACCCUACAAGACACCUUCUUUUAUCAAAUGCAGCAAAUGUGGACAUAAUAGGAAAAAUUCUGACACUCACAAAUCGUUUAUGUUCAAUAUCUUUUGUGCAAAUUCUGAACCGACCACAUUUGAAGAAUGGAAAACCAAAACAAAACAAGAAAUGGAUGAAAAAAGAAAAUUGAAAAAGCAACAUCGCGAUACUUGAGCUGCUCCAUUGUGACAGGAAAAAUUUUAAAUUCUAUAUUUACUUUUAUAGAAAUUACGUUUUUAAACAUUUGAACAUUCUUUCGUACAUUUUACAGUGCAAACUGUGACAUUUGAACCUUCUUUCGUACAUUUUACCAGUGGAAGAAACAGUGACAUUUUAACAUUCUUUCGUACAUUUUACCAGUGCAUAAAACUGGGAAAUUUUAACCUUCUUUCAUACAAUUUACUAGUGGAAGAAACGGUGACAUUUUAACAUUCUUUUGUACAUUUUACCAGUGCAUAAAACUGGGACAUUUUAACAUUCUUUCGUAAAUUUUACCAAUGGAAGAAACAGUGACAUUUUAACAGUCUUUCGUACAUUUUACCAGUGCAUAAAACUGUGACAUUUGAACCUUCUUUCGUACAAUUUACUAGUGGAAGAAACAGUGACAUUUUAACAUUCUUUUGUACAUUUUACCAGUGCAUAAAACUGGGACAUUUUAACAUUCUUUCGUAAAUUUUACCAAUGGAAGAAACAGUGACAUUUUAACAGUCUUUCGUACAUUUUACCAGUGCAUAAAACUGUGACAUUUGAACCUUCUUUCGUACAUUUUACCAAUGGAAGAAACAGUGACAUUUUAACAUUCUUUCGUAUACUUUACCAGUGCAUAAAACUGUGACAUUUGAACCUUCUUUCGUAUACUUUACCAGUGCAUAAAACAGUGACAUUUGAUCAUUCUUUCAGACAUUUUAGCAGUGCAACAAAAACGGUGAAAUUUUAACAUUCUUUCGUACAUUUUUCCAGCGCAAACAAAAAAAUUUAAUGCUGCCUUGUGUACUUUAUUGUCCCAUAUUGCAAAGAUUUUCGAUGCUUAUGUGACAUAUUGGCUACACAAGAAGGUUCCAAGCCCUUGUAAAAGCAGAGGAAAAUUUUUAUUUUGCAAUAAAUAUUAAAUUAUGAAUCUGUUAUUCCGAAAGCUUUAUCUGUUAUCAACAUUUAAUUACUUGGAUUAAUAAUUAAAAUCAUCCACAAUUAUAUCAUCAUUUAACAGAUUUUUCAAUUUUUGUAGAUGCAGAGAUGCAGAUGAAAAAAGAAGGAUCAAAUACAAGACUAUGCAAGUUGAAGGAAAUAACUCAAUAGGAUGGAGAGAACUCAAGGAGCUUGUUAUAACAGAAAGUGACAUAUUUCUUGGUUUAAGGUGCUGAUUGAUAUCAAUUGUUAGCAUCUUUGACUGGGGUAAUGUAGCUUAUCUGUAAAAUCAACAUGGAAAGACAAGCAUAAUUAGAAAGAACCUGUUUCUUCACUGGACUAUGACAUUUGCUGGAAAAUUCUAGACCAAUUACUAAUUAUGGACAACUGUCUUACAUGACCUUGGAUUGGCGUACUACCAUGUCCGCACCAGGCACAAGAUCACAGUUAUUUACCCUUGGUUGACCACAUUAAGGAAGUGGUUACUGGGCAAAUAGUUCAUCUGUUUGUUGGCGAAUAUUGGUGAUUGGUGAAAAGAAAUCAAGGGGAAUCAGUAAUGCUUUGACACAGACUUCAGUCAUUAACAAUAAUAUCAAUAUAAAGUCCAAUAUCCUCAUCUACGUGGAGUAUUUAAACACUCCAGUGACAAACUCCAACUACCUACGAAUAUGUACCCUAUUUUCCUACCCGGCAAUGAAAGAGUCGAGUAUGCUGUCUCCUGUGAUAGCUCUCGUUUAUUUCAUAGUUGCUCGGUACAGUCUUGUGGGCUAUGGCCUUAGCUCAGUUGGUAGAGCGGAGGACUGUAGUGGAAUUAAAACUGUCAUCCUUAGGUCACUGGUUCGAAUCCGGUUCGCGGGACAAUUCAUUUUUUUUUUCUGUUCGAUUACACUCAUGUCGCUCACGGGAAUCCCGUGUAAUGAGUUACAUCGUAAAUAAAUAGGUAAAAACAUGUGAGAAUACUGUGAUGGUCAUUCUUUUUACAGUAAGAAAAUGAACGAUUUUAAUACAUCCACAUGUGUGGCAUUGGUCUGCUGAUGUGUCAAGUGUGGUGUGUUGUGUAUUGUGUGCUUGUCACCUUCCGCUUUCAGCCUCUACCGCUGGCUAGCCUUCUGGUGAACAUGGAGCCGAGUGCGUAUGUCUUCCCUGCCAGUACCAAAGAGCUAUAAAAAUAAAAUCCUAAAGAAUGACAGAAGAUUUUUUCAUUAGUAAUUGUUGAUUUUUCAGGUAGUACUGAAAUUUUUUAAUUUUGCACAUAAAAUGUAAUCCAUUGUCAAUUUUAAUUACACUGUCUUUUUUUAUCAUGUCCACUUCCUCAGAGUUCUCCUAGGACCAAAUCAGAGU
Molecule: messenger RNA, 5766 nt
Organism: Mercenaria mercenaria
Lineage: Eukaryota; Metazoa; Mollusca; Bivalvia; Venerida; Veneridae
Exons: 15
Coding region: 397-3474 (1025 amino acids)
Source: RefSeq, a predicted model, not a curated record